Tinamus guttatus (white-throated tinamou) is the source of this 575-nucleotide messenger RNA. NCBI's taxonomy places the organism in Eukaryota, Metazoa, Chordata, Aves, Tinamiformes, Tinamidae. The record is from RefSeq and is a predicted model, not a curated record.
CGCCUGCUGUUUCCCUGCAGAAGCUCGAGGACGGGCAUCUAAACAACUCGCUGGGAUCGCCGCUGCAGGGCGACGUGUACUUCCCGCGCCUGAUCGUCCCCUUCUGCGGGCACAUCAAAGGCGGCAUGAGGCCCGGGAAGAAGAUCCUGGUGAUGGGCAUCGUGGACCUCAACCCGGAGAGCUUCGGCAUCCGCCUGACGUGCGGCGAGUCCGAGGACCCCCCGGCCGACGUGGCCAUCGAGCUGAAGGCCGUGUUCACCGAGAGGCAGUUCGUGAGGAACUCCUGCGUGGCCGGAGAGUGGGGCGAAGAGCAGUCGUCCAUCCCCUACUUCCCCUUCAUCCCCGACCAGCCCUUCAGGGUUGAGAUACUUUGCGAGCACCCCCGUUUUAGAAUAUUUGUGGAUGGACAUCAACUCUUUGAUUUUUACCACCGUAUUGAAACACUGUCAGCAAUUGACACGAUAAAGAUAAACGGAGAUCUCCAGCUUACAAAACUGGGCUGACCCUGUUGGGACUGUAGCAUCCAAAGCGGCUCAGGUGCCACCGUGGGUUUGGAGGAGCGACAGCCGCCUCCG